Messenger RNA from Nerophis ophidion (straightnose pipefish), 1752 nucleotides. RefSeq names its product stomatin (EPB72)-like 2 (gene stoml2). Bases 144 to 1193 code for a protein of 349 amino acids. Gene Ontology annotation, cellular component: membrane. The transcript has 10 exons. The record is from RefSeq and is a predicted model, not a curated record. Lineage: Eukaryota; Metazoa; Chordata; Actinopteri; Syngnathiformes; Syngnathidae.
UUACUGCUGCACCGAUGAUAUAAUUUCCACUUCCUGGUAGGCAAGGGUCACAGAAGUGUGGGAGACUUUCUGUAGAUGGAGGCUAGUUUUAUAUAAAACACUCAACUCUCACCUCACACUUAGUACUCUUGCUUAUUUUCAUCAUGUUACGAACACUUUGUCGCACCGGCGGGACUCUUCUUCAGCAAACGCUACGAUCAGCGCCGAGGUUGUGGGCGACCCCAGUCCAGCAGCGAUGGGCGUCCAGUCUGCCCAUGAACACCGUGGUCCUGUUUGUGCCCCAGCAGGAAGCAUGGGUGGUGGAGAGGAUGGGUCGUUUCCAUCGCAUCUUAGAACCGGGUUUAAAUUUCCUCAUACCACUACUUGACAGAAUCCGCUACGUGCAAAGUCUCAAAGAGAUUGUCAUCGAUGUCCCUGAGCAGUCCGCAGUGUCUUUAGAUAAUGUAACUCUACAGAUUGAUGGAGUGCUGUAUUUACGGAUCUUGGACCCUUUCAAAGCCAGUUAUGGUGUGGAGGACCCUGAAUAUGCUGUCACACAGCUGGCACAGACCACCAUGCGUUCCGAGUUGGGCAAACUCACGCUGGACAAAGUGUUCAGGGAAAGAGAGUCCCUCAAUUCCAACAUGGUGCAGUCCAUCAACCAAGCUUCAGACGACUGGGGUAUCCGUUGCCUGCGAUAUGAAAUUAAAGAUAUAAAUGUUCCACCUCGUGUGAAGGAGUCUAUGCAAAUGCAGGUGGAGGCUGAACGUAAGAAAAGAGCCACGGUGCUGGAAUCUGAAGGCUCGCGGGAAUCCGCCAUCAAUGUCGCCGAGGGCCGUAAACAAGCUCAGAUUCUCGCCUCUGAGGGUGAAAAGGCAGAGCGGAUCAAUAAUGCUGCAGGUGAAGCACAGGCUGUCCUUGUCAAAGCUGACGCCAAGUCCAAGGCUAUCCGUCUGCUGUCCAGCGCUUUGACUGAGCAGAAUGGAAACGCGGCUGCAUCUCUAAGCGUGGCCGAGCAGUACGUGUCGGCGUUUUCCAACCUCGCCAAGGAGUCCAACACCAUCCUCCUGCCGUCUAACACCGGAGACAUUAGCAGCAUGGUCACACAGGCCAUGACCAUUUAUAGCACGCUGGCCAAGCAGAGUCCCAAGGUCCAAUCGGAAGAUAUAAAAGAGAAGAGCGAAGAUGAGAUUCAACCAGAAUCAUCUCAGUAGCAAGAGAACAAUGAAUAAAACUCAAAACACAACAUGAGACAGAACCAAAGGAUCAUUGAGGUUGACCAUGGCAGAGAUGUGUUCUAUUAACAAAUCCAAAACUUUGCUUACAGCUUGUGAAAAGUGAAAACGCUUCUGGAGUGGGUCUGUUGUUGGAAAACUAUCAGUUCAACAACAACAUUGCAGGCUUAUUUUAUAAAUGACUGCGCCGAUCACAUUUUCUUAUGUUUAACCGUGUAAAAAGGUGAUUUAGUUAACUCAGGCAAGAUGUUUACCUUUUAUUUGACUUUUUUGUAGAAAUAGAAGUGCAGUAAAAAAGGUAAUCUUUCAACUGAUGUCUUCAAAGAUGUCUUUUUAGGGAGAAUCCCAAGUGUAGUCAAUGUUGUAUUAAAAAUGCCCUAAAAAAAAAGUCAUGCCAGUUUAGGAGUUGAACACCUUUUUAAUUCUGAAUUGUUUUCCCUUUCAGUUAUGCUGGAAAAUAAAAUCACUGCGCCUCUCCUUCAAAUUUGUAUUCAGUACAUAGUAUUAUGGGAUGUAUUUAUUAAAUCUGAAAAAACUC